UCCAAGCCAACCCAAGAUUUUUUAUAUAAAGAAACAUCAAUGGAUGUCACCAGAAGUAGAGCAGCAACAAAGAGUGGUGGAAGAGGAGGAGGAGGAGGAGUUGUUGUAGCAGGGUCUGUUUGGGAAUCCAGAAUGAAGAGCGAUGAAGUUAAAGGAGGAAUCAAAGUCUUCAAUGGAGAAGAAACCAGCAACAACAAUAACAAUCUUGAUGAUAAUCACAAUGGUGUUGAUAAUAAAAAAGUCGUCUUGAAGAAAGGGCAAACGAAGAGAAAGACAUGGAAAUCUGAAAGCAUUGAGGGUCCAAUUCAGAUUGCCAAAGGGAAAAGUGCUGAUCUUCAAGAAUGUAAAAGCCCUGUUCCGGUCAAGAAAAGCAGCCCAAUUCAGACUAAAAAGACAAGAUCUGAGCUUGUUAAAUCAAAAUCUGAACCCCUCAACGGAGUUGAAAAGAGUUCUCCACCAUCACCGCUUCAGUUGAGGAAGGUCAAGUCUCAGCCUCAGCCUCAGCCUCAACCUUAACCUUAGCCUGAGCC
Messenger RNA from Pistacia vera, 530 nucleotides. RefSeq lists its product as uncharacterized. The record is from RefSeq and is a predicted model, not a curated record. The transcript has a single exon. The coding region runs from base 40 to 516 and encodes 158 amino acids. NCBI's taxonomy places the organism in Eukaryota, Viridiplantae, Streptophyta, Magnoliopsida, Sapindales, Anacardiaceae.